Messenger RNA from Haliotis rufescens (red abalone), 2331 nucleotides. RefSeq lists its product as uncharacterized. Lineage: Eukaryota; Metazoa; Mollusca; Gastropoda; Lepetellida; Haliotidae. The record is from RefSeq and is a predicted model, not a curated record. Bases 67 to 2187 code for a protein of 706 amino acids. The transcript is spliced from 6 exons.
AUAAUAGGGCAGACGACACUCACAGGGAGAACAUGAAAGUCUGUUGACUAUGCUGCCCAGAUUAAGAUGAAAUAUCACACUUUCCGAGACUGUCGACCCCUGACACCCAUCGAGGAGGGGGAGGGAGAUGAAGACGAGGAUGGGGAGCAUGCCCUUAGUGUGGGGCAAGACUCCUGCGAAGGCUCAGACCAGGGGUCCGUCUCACUAUCUCUGACCCCCUGCGACUCCACGAUGAGACCCUGGGGCGAGCUGAUGAGGGAUGGCACCCCACCCCUUGGGAAGUCAGUGUCCCUCACCCACACCCUCAACAGGAUCAUAGAUACGGCUACUAUCAAGGUUGUCGGGUUUGAAGAGAGUUUCGGGAGCCGCUUGAGCCAGGAGGCCCGGUCCCUCACGUGGAGCCUGUGCGAGGUGUACGGCAAGGCCCGGAUGGCCAUCGACCUGGUUGAGAAGGAGCUUCUCACCAGCAGACAAGAAAUGGAAAUCGCUCGACAAGCGUUCGAAGAUAUGGCCUCCGCCGAAAGUGAUCUUCAACAGUGUGUCCGUAAGGCGAGAAGUCUCACAGAGAUGGCAGUCGAAGACGUUGCAAGAUGGCGACGAGAAUACAGACGUGCCUUGGACGACAACGCCAGCCUGAAACUGAAGAUGAUUCGGUACCAGCUACACCACGACAUGAUGGAGAGCUCCUCUGUUGAAGUGUCCCACCAGAACCACAGCAUCAAGGCCUUUAUUAAUAUCUGUCGGGAGAAGGAGAAACAGUGCCAACGAUCCUCCAAGAAUGUGCGAUGUAUACCAAGGGGGAUAACCCUGGACAACCCCGUUAACGGCCGGAAAAGCUGCGCCCCGAGGAAGUACUGCCCGAAGGUGAAUUUGAGUCUCCCCAGGCCAGGGCAGUCCACACUUCAGGGUAUUCCCCCAGGCAACAGGAGAAAGAUAAAUACCCUGGAGAAGAGGACCGUAGAAAAAAAUACAUCCAUACUAUCUUGGAAUUCAAAUCAGGGUUCACAAGACGAAGAUGCGUCACCCACAGCAAGCCUCACUUUCCUAGCAGACACUCGCCCCUACCAACUCCACUACACGGGCAGCACAGCAGUCACGCCCGACAUAACAUUCCACCUUGGAGGGACCGCUCCCAUCAGCUCCCCCGAGUCUUCCGGAGACAGAGCUUCAGACGCCUUCCGGUUUACCUCAGUACCCCAGGGCCGAGGCAAAGAGGAUGUAGCUCCUCGUAGGAGGACAAGAUUUGAACCUGAUGUCCUCAUUGGGCUAAGACCUGGCGCACCAAGAAUAGACAGAACAUCUUCAGACACAUCUCAAGGUGGGAGGAGAGUUCACAUCACAUUUCAAGGAGAUGUCUCCGCAACACGGAAAGAAUCAAGUCGACAGUCAAGAGAAGAAGAUUCUAUGUUCCCUGAUACUGUAACCGCCUCAGUAGGUCCGUUAAGUUCUCCUACAACGUUGUGUGGACAUGCACAGGAUGAAAUGAAGACCGAAGUCUACACCACACCAUCCACGUGCAGGUAUAGCCCAAUCCCUGAUGUGGUGACGACAGAGUCUGUAUACAACCCCACAAUAAACGACAGGAAUCAUUGGCGUCAACACAGUGAUGUUGCAAUCGUGAAUAGAGACUAUAGUUUUCCUAGAGUCCACUAUUCGUAUUGUUCCAGUCGGUGCUUUUCUCCCGUUACUCCAUACAGGAGCUCAAAGCUGAAGAGAACCUCGAGUUGUGUUCAGGAAAGGUCCGUGUCCUGCGGUGCGGCGCACCACGAGUCCUGUACGGCAGGGAAUAUUGGUCAAUCCAAGAGUUGUGUAAGGGAGAGUGUCCUUCCGGUCGCCAAAGUUCAAAACUAUCCAUCAUUUCUGCCACCGAUACCAUGUCGCGUCCACCACCCCUGCCACAGUAAUCGAAAAGCUCCACCAUCACGUCAUGCCCGAUCAUUUGUCAUCAGAGAUAAGAAGAUUGUGUCCUCACUUCCAGUGUUAGGCCACAUUUCAAAGUCAUCUGCAUCUAAAUCUGCAAUCCAAAAGCAUAUGUCAGAGGUAAUGCGUCCGCAGCAAAGAUCGAUCUCUCGACAAGUACUCCCAAGAGUGUCUCCAGCAGUAGCUCCAAGCACCGUCUACCACCAGGUUCUCCUUAUUCGGAGUUGUCCAACGGAGAUCAUGGGCAAGGCAACUUCAGCAAAUUAAAAUUCAUCGAAAAUGUAUGACAACAGAUGCAAGCAGUCGAUCAAUAUAUAACAUAACCACCAGCUCGGAACAUCAUGAAGGAUAUUUGAUGUAAUUGUAAUGAAAUAAUGAAUAUUGUACAACAUUAAAUGUUUCGAAAAUCAA